CUGUGCGGGUGGAGGGGAAACAUCGUUAGAGACGCGCGCGCUCUCAACAAGACCGAGGGAGUGUCUCCACGAGCUCGGUCGGCUCUCAGACAGAAGCAACAGGAGGUUUUACGCCUGAAGCUCAACGGGAAAGAGGAGGUUUUUGACGGUGCACAUACAACAAACUUCAUCACUUUGGCAUAUUUCUGCCAGUCUGACAUAGACAGACCCGGGAGGGGCUCUCAGCUGCCUGAGCGUUUUCCCUUCAGCAUGGGCUCCUCUGGAGACAGUGUGUGGGUGCUUUGCAGUUUGGUUCUGCUCCUGGUUCUGGUCUGUCCUGCCACAGGCUACAAUCUGGAUCAGGAACACAGUAUGGAGUUCAGUGGGCCCUCCUCCUCCAUGUUUGGAUACUCAGUGCUGCUGCAUCGCCAUAAAUCUCACAAAUGGUUGGUGGUUGGAGCUCCAGUAGCAAACGUGUCCUCCAGUCCCCAUGUUCGAUCUCCAGGAGCUGUUUUCCGCUGUAACAUCACAUCUGAGUCCCGACAGUGCUUCCACAUGCCCACAGGGGUUUCAAACUGUGGGAAGACGUGUCUAGCUGAAAGUGAUCACCAGUGGCUGGGCGUCAGUCUGUCCAGACAGCCUGGAGAACAUGGAGGGCACGUCCUGGCAUGUGCUCACCGAUGGAAGAACGUCUUCUACUCAAGAACUGACAGCCAAAGCAACAAGCUGCCCAUUGGGGUCUGUUAUCGCUAUGGCAGCGACCUGAGCCAUUCCCGGCACAUUAUCCCCUGCUAUAAAGAUCAUGAGAAGAAGUUUGGCGAGAGCUAUGGAUCUUGUCAGGCGGGUAUUUCCAACUUCCUGACAGAGGACCUGAUCAUAAUGGGAGCACCAGGAGCGUUUUAUUGGAUGGGAUCCGUUCUGGUCUACAACACAACUAGUAACGGACUUACAGCGUAUUUAGACGAUGGAACUGGAGUUGUCAACUUUGGAAGCUACUUGGGUUACUCCGUUGGAGCCGGACACUUUAUGGGUCCUUCCUCUGUGGAGGUGGUAGGUGGAGCUCCACAAUCUAACCAGAAGGGAAAGGUGUAUAUUUUCACGUUAGAAAACACUUGGCUGAAGGUCGUCUCCCAAGUAUCUGGAGAAGAACUGGGAUCUUACUUUGGCCACAGUGUGUGCGCGGUGGAUUUGAACGCCGACGGUUUGUCGGACCUGUUAGUCGGCGCUCCCCUCGCAACAGGUUCCAGUCGAGAGGAAGGAAGAGUCCAUGUGUUCAUCAAUGAGGGUCUGGCAAAGUUGGUGGAGAUGGAGUUCCAGCUUAGAGGCAAUGAUGCAUACGCCGCCCGUUUUGGAGAGACCAUUGCUGACCUGGGAGACCUGGACGACGAUGGUUACCCAGAUGUGGCGGUUGGUGCCCCACAGGAAGACGAUCUGAAAGGAGCCAUCUACAUCUACAAUGGCAGGAAGGAGGGCAUUUCUCCUACUCCGUCACAGAGGAUCACAGGAUCUUCUCUGGGUCAUGACCUGAGGAUGUUUGGACAGUCACUGAGCUCUGGCAUUGAUAUAGAUGAUAAUGGCUACUCAGAUGUGGCAGUUGGUGCAUUCCUCUCAGACUCAGCUGUGGUUCUCAGGACCCGUCCUGUGAUUCAGGUGAAGGCAUCUCUGACUCUGCCCAAUCAGAUUGACCGAAAGGUGGCUCUGUGUGGAGAUCAUUUACCUCAAACCGUCUGCUUCAACGUUACCGUCUGCUUCAGUGUCACGUCCAGACGCUUCCGAGGCCCUAUAGACCUUCAGUACAAUUUGACCUCUGAUCUCCUCCACAAACCGUACUUCCCUCAUCGCUUCUAUUUCCACGGUAACGGGUCGUCAAAUAGCACAAGGGGACGUGUGAGAGCAAGACACAGCCAACUGGCUUGUGCAACACAUGUGGCUUAUCAAAGGAAGGAUGUCAAGGACAUUUAUACUCCGGUUAAGUUUGAGGUUUCAUACGGCCUCAGAGAGAUGGCCACCGGCAGAGGCUCCAAAGGCUUUCCUCCCUUAAAGCCAAUUCUGCAGCAGAGCGGGGGACAGAAGAACACCAUCAGCAACCAGAAGUUCUUUCCGCUGGGCUCUGGACAAACCAUCGAACUGAAAACGUCGCUGCUGAACUCUGGAGACGACGCCUUCCUGCCGCGGCUGACCCUUCGGUUCCCAAACUACAUCCACUACAUCAAAGUGGUGCAAAAUCAGGACAAUGUGGUCAGCUGUGAUGUCACAGAGGCGGUCAACUCUACAGAGGUGAGCGUCGGCUGCAGCGUCACCAGCGUCGUCCUUCCAGCCCGCUCCCAGCUGAACAUCAGCUUUCUGUUUGACGUUAAUCAGAACAGCACCCCUGGUGACAUCCUGAUUCACAUCAACACUAGCAGUGACAACUACGAGAAGGAGGAGUACCUCUAUGACAAUGUGAUGAGACUGUCCCUUCCUCUCAAAUAUGGAGUAAAUGUCAACAUCCAUGGUUUUGUGACUCCUACGUCGUUUGUCCUUGGAGAUGAUGGUUUGGUUCCAGCGGACUGCUUCCCUGAAAAAUUCAACUACACUUACAAGGUGUUAAACUCCGGCCCCAGCGUCUCAGCUAACACGGUGGUUGAGAUCAUGCUACCAAAGUUCCUGGCGCCGUAUUCCCACAGGCUGCUGAAGGUGGUCGACUGGAAGUCGUCACACGGCGCCUGCUCUAUCAGCGACCGGACCGCCUCAGCCAUCGAGGACUGCGACGUGCCUGAAGCCUCCUUCAUCAAACAGCUGGUGUUCUUCCUCUCGGCAACCUCCACCCGCAGAAUGUUUUGUAGCCGCGAUGAUGUGCUGUGCGAGCGGCUGGUGUGUCGCCUCGGUAACCUGGACGUGGGGAGAGAUGCUACCAUCCAGCUGGAGAUGAGCCUAAACCCCGCGGUGCUGCUGCAAGCUCCGGGUCGUCACGGCAUCAUGAUUUUGGAGAGCACGGCGGUUAUGUCACACCCCAGAGAGGACCCGCACACCGUCCUGAUCCAGGGCCAACCCGCCGCACAGGUGGACGUGGAAGCUGUUUUCACCCAGAAACCAUCAACAGCUGUGAAGAUUUUCAUCAUUGUUGUCAGUUUAAUUGUAGGAUUGAUAAUCCUGGCCGCUCUCAUCUGGUGUAUGUGGAAGGCCGGCUUCUUUAAGCGACAUUACCAGAUGGAGGAGAAGGAGAAGAUAAACAGAGAGAGCUGGGACUAUGUUUCAAAAGUGGACAACAGAGAAAGCACUUCCUAA
Molecule: messenger RNA, 3246 nt
Organism: Menidia menidia (Atlantic silverside)
Lineage: Eukaryota; Metazoa; Chordata; Actinopteri; Atheriniformes; Atherinopsidae
Source: the annotation of a GenBank genome assembly